This is a messenger RNA of Seminavis robusta, 1038 nucleotides long. The record is from the annotation of a GenBank genome assembly. Lineage: Eukaryota; Bacillariophyta; Bacillariophyceae; Naviculales; Naviculaceae.
AUGGGAAUUUUGUUACAACUGAUCAUGACAAUGGCGUUGAUGUCCUUGCUUCGACCAAGCUCUGCCUUUAUCUUGCGCUCUGCUGGAAGGUCACUAUUGGGAAGACCCGUUGCGCUGAAGCCAUCACGUUUAUUAUUAUCCACAACCAGCAACACCAGCGAGUCAUCCCAAUCGAACAAGAGCAACAGCAAUGACGGAAGCUAUAAUAACGAUGACAAAGAAAACAAAACUUCCAGAAAUCCAAGACCAGGCUUGGAAGAUGAUAUCACUCCUCCCUGGACGUUUGACUUGCUACAGAAGAAGCGAAGUCGCCGCAACAAUGUGGUGCGAGUGCGACAACAUGUGAAUCCAUUGGCUCGGCGAUUUCAACUUGCCACAAUUCUGACAGACCAAUGGCCUACCGAUGUCUACGACGAUGUGUCCAGCAAGCCGCUCUUUUUGGAUAUUGGAGUCGGCAAGGGUGGAUUUCUACUCCAUGUGGCGUCGCAACGGCCACAAGAAUACAAUUAUCUGGGCUUGGAAAUACGACCGUUGGCGGUCCAAUUUGCCAAGGAACGACUGCAAACCAAUCCAGCUUAUUCCGUGCCCUGUACGGGUCAUUUGGAUUUUGUGGGAUGUAAUGCCAAUGUGGAUCUCGGAAGGCUUUUGAAUCUCUAUCGGGAGGCCAACGACAACAACAACAAUACUCCACUGGCAAUGGUCACCAUUCAAUUUCCAGAUCCACAUUUCAAGGCGAGUCAUGCCAAACGCCGAGUGGUUACACCCGAAUUGGUCCGAACGCUGCCACAAUUCAUGCCACCUGGAGGCAAAGUGUUUUUGCAAUCCGAUGUUCAGACCGUUCUAGAUGACAUGAGAGAACGAUUCCGAGAGGAGUCGAUGUAUUUUACAGAUCAAGUCGAAGACAUUUCCAGCUAUUAUCCAGACAACAUUAUUGGGAUUCCAACCGAACGGGAAGUCAGUGUGUUGAAGCAAGAUUUGCCAGUGUACCGAGCCCUGUUUGUGAGAACGGAAACACCCUUUGACGAGAACGAUAAGUAA